AUGGAGACAGCAAAUUAUGACAAGACAACCAGGAAUGAAAAUAUUUUGAACUGCUUGUAUCGAAAGCCCAAUGCAGUUUUUAAGCUGAUUUGCUUUCCCUGGGCUGGAGGCGGCUCUGCUCAUUUUGCCAAAUGGGGUCAAACAAUUAAUGACUUACUGGAAGUUCAUGCUGUAAGGCUGGCUGGAAGAGAAACUCGACUUCAUGAACCGUUUGCAAGCGACAUCUACCAGAUAGCUGAUGAAGUUGUAUCUGCUCUGCUCCCCGUCAUCCAGGAUAAAGCAUUUGCAUUUUUUGGCCACAGUUUGGGAUCCUACAUUGCUUUUCUGACCGCACUGCGCCUGAAGGAGAAACACAAAAUGGAGCCACUGCAUUUCUUUGUGUCCAGUGCAUACGCCCCCCAUUCAAAAUCUCGGCCUCAAGUUCCUGAAAUUAACAAACUGUCAGAAGAACAAAUCAAAUACUUCCUUCAGAAUUUUGGAGGCACCCCCAAGCAUCUCAUGGAUGACAAGGACUUUCUCAGUCAGUGCGUCCCGAUUCUGAAGGCAGAUGUUAUCCUUUUGAAAAACUUCGUCUUUGACACACCCUCAGAAGCCCUUCUUUCUCGGGACAUAACAUGUUUUAUUGGAUCCGAAGAUAUGGUAAAGGACAUAGAAGGCUGGAAAGACCUAACCAGUGGGAAGAUUGAUGUCCACACACUGCCAGGUGAUCACUUUUAUCUGUUUCAACCCAACAACGAGAAAUUCAUCAAGAACUAUAUAGCCAAGUGUUUGGAGCUGUCCUCACUUGAUUGCUUUUAGAUGUGCUUUCUUUGGUCUUUCAAACGUGCAAAUGGAUCAUAGGCUGUGAUCAUGGGGUCAUGGAGAUGUAGCUCUUUAGUUUUCAGAGAUUGGAACGAUGAAUAUAAUGAAUGUCUUCACGGAACACUUCUUUAUCUGGGGAAGAGACAAAUGCUAAAAGUCAGGGAGGCAAAGGAGCUAUUGUAGUGGAUAGGUGCAGUGGGAAGAGGGGGGACUGGGGGAUGUCACCACGAGUAUGUUACUCAUGCUCCAGUGAAUGCCACCACACACUUGUGGCGAGUGCAGGCAGCACUAACUGGGCUUGGUGAGCUAUUGAAGAAGAAGAAGAAGAAGAGAAGAGGGUAUGAAAUUGGUGGGGGGUACAUGGUAGAGGGUUGGAAAGGCAAGUGAGGGGUGGAUAUGAUCAAAACACAAUGUAUACAUUUAGGAGAAUUCAAAGGCUAAAUAAAAAUAUUG
This is a messenger RNA of Onychomys torridus (southern grasshopper mouse), 1254 nucleotides long. RefSeq names its product oleoyl-ACP hydrolase (gene Olah). Bases 1 to 798 code for a protein of 265 amino acids. Lineage: Eukaryota; Metazoa; Chordata; Mammalia; Rodentia; Cricetidae. The transcript has 7 exons. The record is from RefSeq and is a predicted model, not a curated record. Gene Ontology annotation, biological process: lipid biosynthetic process.